GGGGAGAGGGCUGCCAGCAGCACCGGGACCGACGCGCGCACCAGCCCCAGAGCCCGGCUCGGGCGCGGCUGCGGCGCCGCCCGACUCCCGAGCCCAGGCGGCGGCGGCCGGCGCUGGACCAUGGAGCGCGGGCUGCACCUCGGCGCGGCCGCCGCGGGCGAAGACGACCUCUUCCUGCACAAGAGCCUGAGCGCCUCCGCCGCCAAGCGCUUGGAGGCGGCUUUCCGCUCCCCGCCCCCGAGCAUGGACCUGUCCCUGGCGCCGCCGCCUCGGGAGCGCCCGGCGUCCUCCUCCUCGUCGCCUCUGGGCUGCUUCGAGCCGGCUGACCCCGAAGGGGCAGGGCUGCUGUUGCCGCCGCCCGGGGGAGGCGGCGGCGGCGGCGGCGGCGGGGUGGGCGUCCCCGGGCUGCUCGUGGGCACCGCCGGCGUUGGGGGCGAACCUAGCCUGAGCAGCCUGCCGGCUGGGGCCGCUCUGUGCCUCAAAUACGGCGAGAGCGCCAGCCGGGGCUCGGUGGCCGAGAGCAGCGGCGGCGAGCAGAGCCCCGACGACGACAGCGACGGCCGCUGCGAGCUGGUUCUGCGGGCCGGCGGCGCCGACCCGCGGGCCUCCCCGGGCGCGGGAGGCGGCGGCGUCAAGGCGGCCGAAGGCUGCUCCAACGCCCACCUCCACGGCGGCGCCAGCGCCCCCCCGGGGGGCCCGGCCGGCAGCGGCGGCGGGGGCAGCAGCGGCGGGGGCAGUGGCGGCGGCGGCGGCGGCAGCGGCGGCGGCGGCAGCAGCAGCAAGAAAUCCAAAGAGCAAAAGGCGCUGCGGCUCAACAUCAACGCCCGGGAGCGCCGGCGGAUGCACGACCUGAACGACGCGCUGGACGAGCUGCGCGCGGUGAUCCCCUACGCGCACAGCCCCUCGGUGCGGAAGCUCUCCAAGAUCGCUACGCUGCUGCUCGCCAAGAACUAUAUCCUCAUGCAGGCGCAGGCCCUGGAGGAGAUGCGGCGCCUCGUCGCCUACCUCAACCAGGGCCAGGCCAUCUCGGCCGCCUCCCUGCCCAGCUCCGCGGCGGCGGCGGCGGCGGCCGCUGCCCUGCACCCGGCGCUCGGCGCCUACGAGCAGGCUGCCGGCUACCCGUUCAGCGCCGGGCUGCCCCCGGCCGCCACCUGCCCGGAGAAGUGCGCCCUGUUCAAUAGCGUCUCCUCCAGCCUCUGCAAACAGUGCACGGAGAAGCCUUAAACACCCCCCACCCCCCGAAAAACAUAAGACCGACCCCAAAGCUAGAGGAGAGUGAAAAGCUGCUCCCCACCCCCCUUUAUUUGGUCCUCUCGUAGUCGUGAAACAUUUGCAGAGAAAACAAAAGCAGAGGCGAGAACUGCGGAGAACUAUCAGAGACAAACGGGACUUCUGGCCUCGACAUCCCCAGAAUCUCGGUCUUCGGGGUGGGGAGGGAGGGAGGAGGGAGGUGGAGUUGGGAUAGAGUAUGGAUGUCUUUUUUUCUCGGAAAAGUGGCAACUUUGGUGGCAGCCUAGACCGCGAGGAAGCAGAGUUUUCCUUUAAGGGUAAAAAAUAAGUUGAGAAGUAGGUGUUAUUAAGCGUGGAGAGUAUUACGUGGCAAAAUAGUAAUCCUACUAAUAAUUGUGAAUUUGGCCAGUGCUGAGGGGGAGAGGAGUCGUCCGGGGUUGGGUGGCUUGUGGCACGGAAUAUUCAUUCAGACAAAUCAGAAAGGGCACUUGAAAAUAAAUUUUGAUUCUGAGCCAGGAGAAAAACUUGAAAUGUAGAUUUAUUUAAAUGAAGAAAAGAAAAACAAAAAACAAAAACAGGAAGAGACACGUUGCUAUGAAAGACUUGUAUUUUUUAUUGUCUCUGAACUUUAAUCCUGUGAAAAUGCUCAAAAGUUUUGGCAAGAGUGAUAUUAAAAAAAAAACUGACUGUGGCUGACAGAAUUGCAUUUAAAAAUAUUUAUGUGCACCUUGUUACUUUCCACUCUGCAAUGAUGUAUUAACGAUUCAUGGUAUUUAUUUGUUAUUCUUCAAUGACCCUUCCACAUCAACAGUAUUUAUCCUGUGUUAAGGUCAUGGGGUCUUAUGUGCAGAUUUUUUUUAAUGCCUCUAAAAUUCUGUUUUAUAGAUUAACUUAUAUUGUGUGCCAAGUGUUUAAAAGGGUUUAUUUGCCAACAAGUAUGAAGAGACAUACUGAUGUAUCUGAGCUGCUUAGGUUUAUCAAAGGUCACCUGGAUAUCUUCAGCUGCAUCAUCCCUGUAUUUAAAUUGAGCUUUAAUAAAUUGCUUCAGUCCAAAAAUUACAGGAAAGGUGUAUUCUUAAUUGAUGAAUGAAUUGAUCUCUUUUUUUGAAAGGGGACUCCUUUGCAUUCUAAAAAGGAAAGACAUCACAGCAAUAGAUCCUAUAAGUAAGAACAUGCUAAGCAAAUAUUUUUCCAGGCUGUGCUGUGCAUUUUUAAAAGGUCUAAUUUAAUUGCUUUUAAUAUAUGUAUACAUAUAUAAGUUAUUUUAACUGUGGAGAAUUAUUUAAGUUGAAAGACUGGUUUGAUUUGCCUAUGGUGUGAAAUCCUUUGUUAUUUUUCUAAAAAAAUUUUUAAAAGAAAUAAAAUAAAACUAAGGAAGAGCAAGAAGCUAUUUACCCAAAGCGAGCUUUCAGUUUUAGUUUGCAUGGCUGUUUGCCUGCCUUUCUAUCCUACGAAAAUCAAGAAAACCUUUUUUAAAAAUGGAGUCCUGCUAUUUUCCACUCCUUGCAGAUAAUACUAAUUCAGUUUGUCAGGUUGGAUGAUGAGUGGGGAGCUAUGAUGGAUCUAUUGGCGGGUUUUGGAUGUGUAAAGAAUGAUAUAUAUAUUAAAUAGGUCAAUCAGACUAUGACAGCUAUGUACAACCAUUUGUAUGUGUAUCUAUGUCAGAGAGAAUCUUUAUUAAAAUAUUUUGAUCAAACA
Aethalodelphis obliquidens (Pacific white-sided dolphin) is the source of this 2928-nucleotide messenger RNA. It is a transcript of the gene BHLHE22, whose product is annotated as basic helix-loop-helix family member e22. Gene Ontology annotation, molecular function: protein dimerization activity; E-box binding; DNA-binding transcription factor activity, RNA polymerase II-specific. Gene Ontology annotation, cellular component: nucleus. The record is from RefSeq and is a predicted model, not a curated record. Gene Ontology annotation, biological process: axon development; sensory organ development; positive regulation of transcription by RNA polymerase II. Bases 121 to 1224 code for a protein of 367 amino acids. NCBI's taxonomy places the organism in Eukaryota, Metazoa, Chordata, Mammalia, Artiodactyla, Delphinidae. The transcript has a single exon.